Messenger RNA from Mandrillus leucophaeus (drill), 898 nucleotides. It is a transcript of the gene PPIL6, whose product is annotated as peptidylprolyl isomerase (cyclophilin)-like 6. Gene Ontology annotation, molecular function: peptidyl-prolyl cis-trans isomerase activity. The record is from RefSeq and is a predicted model, not a curated record. Lineage: Eukaryota; Metazoa; Chordata; Mammalia; Primates; Cercopithecidae. Gene Ontology annotation, biological process: protein peptidyl-prolyl isomerization. The transcript has 8 exons.
AUGAAGCAAGUUGGCAAGCUGAAUGAACUCAAAAAUGAAACCUGGGAAUAUUCCUCCUCUGUGAUGUCUUUUGUUAAUGGUCAGUUCCUGGGUGAUGCAUUGGGUCUACAGAAAUGGGCCCACGAGGUGUGGGAUAUAGUUGACAUUAAACCCUCUGCACUUUAUGAUGCACUCACUGAGGAUUUUUCCACAAAAUUCUUAAGAGAUACCAAGCAUGAUUUUGUGUUUUUGGACAUUUGUGUUGAUUCUUCUCCAAUUGGAAGAUUGAUUUUUGAGCUAUACUGUGAUGUAUGUCCCAAAACAUGUAAGAAUUUUCAGGUCUUGUGCACAGGAAAAGCAGGGUUUUCUCAACGUGGCAUAAGACUACAUUACAAAGAUUCCAUUUUUCAUCGAAUAGUACGGAAUGGCUGGAUACAAGGAGGGGAUAUAGUGUAUGGAAAAGGAGAUAAUGGAGAGUCGAUUUAUGGACCAACAUUUGAAGAGCUUUAUGGAAGCUUGAAGAGAAGUGAAAAGAGGCAGAAGGAAAGCAGAGGGGUUGGGAAGAUCGAGAAAUACUGAGAUGAAAACUUUUCAGUUCCUCAUAAUAAAAGAGGAGUACUUGGAAUGGCCAACAAAGGCCGUCACAGCAACGGGUCACAAUUCUAUAUCACACUGCAAGCAACUCCUUAUCUAGAUAGAAAAUUUGUGGCUUUUGGGCAAUUGGUUGAAGGAACAGAAGUGCUUAAACAACUAGAAUUAGUUCCAACAGAGAAUGAAAGACCAAUACAUAUGUGUAGAAUUACUGACAGUGGAGAUCCUUAUGCUUGAUUUUCAUAUCAAUAUUUUCUGUGAUAAUUUAUUACUGUGUAUCUGAUCAGCUGUUUGUAGAUUUAAUUAAACAGUACUUGAUAAAUUGUAA